UUGGCAGACUCCAUUCCUCAUACAAACAUUUACACAAGUUUCAGUCAUUCAGUAUUUCACAGCCUGCACACCUUAAAUCAAGACCUCUCAGAUUUAAGCUGGUAUGCAAACCAUUGUGCUGUUGGUGUUGUGGGUACUGGGAACAUCACUGGUGUUGGCAGACCCUGACACAGCUGGGGAGAAAGUAGCUGAAGAGCCUAUUCCAUGUUCAAAGGUAUGCACCUGCUUUCAUGAUGACUACAGCUUGGAGCUCAACAUGUACUGCAGUGCUCGGAACUUCACGCAAGUCCCAUCUGACAUGCCACCGUCUACUCACUCUAUCUGGCUGGAUGGCAACUUGUUCACCUCACUCCCAGCGUCAUCUUUCAAGGAUCUUACUAACCUGGACUUUUUAAAUCUGCAGAGUGGUCAGCUGGUGACACUUGACCCUCAGGCUUUCAAAGGACUUAGGUCGCUAGCACACAUUCACCUUGAGCGGAAUCGUAUCCGGAUGUUACCAGGUACAAUAUUCCAGAAUACACCUAACCUUGCUUCACUUAGUCUGCAUAACAACCAACUCACACGUAUUGAGGAAAGCCUGUUUGCAGGACUCUCACACAUGUGGCUUCUCAACCUAGGAAGGAACUCAAUUGCAGUUUUACCGGAGACAGCUUUCCAAGACCUGCACGGUCUACGGGAACUUGUUCUUGCAGGGAACAGACUUGCUUACUUGCAGCCACAGCUUUUCCAAAAUCUCGUUGAGCUUAAAGAGUUGGAUCUGACUGGAAAUUAUCUCAAGGUCAUCAAGGCUAAUGUGUUUGUUAAACUUACUAAACUGCAAAAGCUUUACCUGGCCCAGAAUCAAAUUGUGACAGUGGUACCCAGAGCCUUUGUAGGAAUGAAGUCGCUAAGAUGGCUGGAUCUCACCAACAACAGACUGACCUCUCUCCAUGACGAGACUUUCUUGGGCCUGCUCAGUCUUCAUGUUCUGCGUCUUUCCAACAACUCUAUCACUGGAAUUCGGCCCAGGACUUUCCGUGAUCUUCAGUACUUAGAAGAGCUAAGACUCAGCUACAACAGGAUUCGGGCUCUGGGAGAACGGAUCUUUGAAGGGCUUGGUCAUCUGGAGGUCCUCGAGUUAGAGCACAAUCAAGUGCAGGAGGCACAAGUGGGUAGUUUCACAGGGCUCUCUCAUGUGGCUGUCAUCAACCUGUCUGGUAGCUGCUUCCACAGUCUGCCAGACCAAGUGUUCAAAGGUCUGUCAAAGCUUCACAGCCUUCAUCUGGAUAGAGGCUGCCUAACAAGGAUCACAACUCAAGCUUUCAAUGGACUCUCAGGUCUGCGUAGGCUUUUCUUGCAACACAAUAAUAUCUCAGUGGUGGAACGCCAGAGUUUUGUGGACUUGGUAGGCCUACUGGGACUGGACUUGAGUUUCAACAAGUUGGAGGUUCUGACAACCCAUACAUUCUCUGGUCUAAAGAAUAUGGAGUACUUGCUGUUGUCCAACAAUGAAUGUCGACAAUUUUUGCAGAAUGGCACAAAGCAGCUACUCCCAAGGCUGCGCUAUCUGGAUCUGAGAGCUAAUGCUUUGACAAGCAUGGUCCCUGAUUUCCCUGAGAAUAUGGAAAAACUUUUGCUAUCUGGGAACCGGUGGAAAUGCGACUGCAGUGCCCUCCCACUCAGAAACUACAGCUUGAGGAAUCCAUUGGUGAUACCUCGGCAAGUGGAGACCCACGCAGAGGGUGAAGAGCCUGACACAACAAUCACCAUAUACAACAACAUUACAUGCAACAGCCCACCAUAUCUAGCUGGUCAGGACCUGCGGGAUAUUGACAGUGAACUAUUCCAAAGCUGCUAGACAAACAUGCACAGAUGUGUUUAGGGAGUUGGUUUGGGGUUGAUAUUUUAAACAAUCCAAAUUCAUUCAGUUUCUGAUUCCAAGAUUUAAAUUGUAAUGUAAAUUGAAUGAUUACAAUACAUGAUUCAGGUUCUUUAUUCACAUUUACUAUUUACAGACAAAUUGAUCUAUAACCUUUAAAUAAAAUGUUUCAAUAAGUAUUUGAGGGACUUUCUCAGUAUGUAAUACAGUAUGAUAAUAGUGAAUAUCAUUGUGGAAAAAUGCAACUACAGCUGCUACAGCUGAUACUUUGGUUUACUGACUAUGGAGAAUGAGAUAGAUUGUGUUUUACCACUUUGGGAUCAGGUUACUAGGUGAUGUUACUUGAAACAUGGAAACAUGUUUUAAUGAGAGAUAUCUUUAAAUGUGAUGCAUUUGGAUGUAUUUUUUAAAAUAUUUAAAUAUAUUUUGAAGGUUAUUGAUCCUCCAUUAACCACUUGGACAUUCCUUCAUGCCCUUGAACACAGAAAUAAAUUACAUUUCUACUUCUAUUUCUACUUCUUCUCAAUAAAAAUGGGAAUACACGGCCAGAAACAACUGAAAAACCAUGGCUUGUACUAAACAUUAUGCAAAUCUAAGAACCACAAAACUGAAAUGUUCAUUUCACAAAAUUGUAAGUUUAAACCAUUAGGCUUCAAGUCACAAUUUAGUUAAUCAUUUAUGUGACUGGGCUGGUUGAAUAAACGUUUGGCAGAAAUGACUGGCAAAUAGCCUAUCUGCACAGCUCAGACACUAAAAUGUCUUCAAGUAUGUUGAAGUGUGUAUUAUUUGGUGUAGUAAAAAUCCAAGUUAUUACUUUAAAAACAAAACACUGUUGGGAAAUUGCCUUAAUAAAAGCAAUAAACGUU
Messenger RNA from Larimichthys crocea (large yellow croaker), 2724 nucleotides. RefSeq names its product insulin-like growth factor binding protein, acid labile subunit (gene igfals). Gene Ontology annotation, cellular component: plasma membrane. The record is from RefSeq and is a predicted model, not a curated record. Lineage: Eukaryota; Metazoa; Chordata; Actinopteri; Sciaenidae. The transcript is spliced from 2 exons. Gene Ontology annotation, molecular function: protein binding. The coding region runs from base 104 to 1837 and encodes 577 amino acids.